Magnolia sinica is the source of this 2008-nucleotide messenger RNA. RefSeq lists its product as uncharacterized. The record is from RefSeq and is a predicted model, not a curated record. Bases 223 to 1467 code for a protein of 414 amino acids. The transcript is spliced from 7 exons. Lineage: Eukaryota; Viridiplantae; Streptophyta; Magnoliopsida; Magnoliales; Magnoliaceae.
CAUAUAACUCCUCAACUCAGAAACCCCAACCGCAUUUCAAACCCUUUUAAAACCCUAAUUUGGAGGGAGGCCUACGAGAGGUAGUGACGAUUCCUCCUGUCAGCAUCUCAUUCACGGCGUCGUUUUUCUUUCCUUUUUACUCUUUCUGCUGCAGAUUGUCGUGAGAGAUAGGCGAUUCAAUGUCUGAUUGGAGUUAGGGUUUAGUGGCUUAGCGAUUGCGUUAUGCAGGCAGCGAGAUCUGCUGUGUUCUCAUCCAAGAGCUAUGCAGCUCGAUUUCCCGCCUCGGAAAGCGUUUACCAAACAACACCUAAGGAAAAAGCUAAGCGACGGUCCACAUUCGACAUGCGAAGAAUGCCCUCUUCUGACAUAUCUUCCGGAUCUUAUCCAGUGUCCAUUGAGAUAUCCAAUGCAGUACAUGGAUCAAAUAUACAGUGGCGUGGAAGAUCCUUUGCUGCCUCAGUACCUUCUGAUUCAUCUAAACCCCAAAGAGGUCAGAAGAGAUUAUCAAAAGACGAACGGCGUGCUAUGCUGGAAUCCUUUGUUGACAAGUACAGAGCCAUGAAUGCAGGGAAAUUCCCUUCUGUUUCCCUUGCUAGGAAACAUGUUGGUGGGGGUUAUUAUGCCAUUAGAGAGAUCCUUCAGAAAAUGGUAUAUGAAUAUAACAAGUCACCUGUAAGCAAGAAAAUUGAAACUGUAGUGGGAAAGACAGAGAAAGCAAUUCUUCCUCAUCUUGAUGCAAAGGAAGAGUCACAAGUUUCUACUGAAAUCAACAAGGUCUCAGGUUCUAUGACAACUGCAGGUUCCACUUCUUGUGAUCUGAUCUCGGGCAUGAAGGAGAACACCAGCAUCGAAAUUGUUAAAAGCACUAAAAUGGCCAAGGAAGAGCCCCAGAUUACUAUUCAGGUCAAAAAGGCCUUGAAUGAAGUGGCCUUAAAUCUUGUCGCAACAGUAAGUAGCCCCUUGGAUGAGUCGCUUGGAAGAGGUGCAGAAACUGUUGGCAUCAAAGGCCGGAAACCUAAUACUCGGCUGGCUAUGGGAAUAGACAGGGAGGUUUGCGAUCAGAAAUUUGAUAAUGAACGCGCAGAGGAUAAUAUUGGGGAUGUUGCUGGAGAUCUGGCGUCUACCCCGAUUGCUAGUACUAAAAAACAACCUACUGCUUGUUCAGAAGCCUCCAGCAUACAAGAUUCUUCUACCCACACUAUUUCUGCUGGAAGUGGAAUUGAAGUUGUACAACCACUUGAAGAAGUAGAAAGUAGUAGAAAAGAUGAAACUGCUUCUAAAGUUUUGGAUGGUUUGAAGGGAGAAUCUGUGCUGAAAGGUGGGCAAGAAGGUCAUGAAUCAGAGAAGUCUCAAAGAGAGACCUCUAAACGGGUGCAUUCUGAAGAACCACCGCCCGAAAGAUCGACAGUGUGGGGAGGCCUGAAGUCUCUUGCAGAUGGAUUCAUCAACUUCUGGAGAAAACUGUAAAUGUUGGCCCAAGUUGCAGGAAGUGUGCUGAUUCAGCUGCAGGAGUAAGGAAGCUGCAUGUUGCAGACUUGGGCACUUCGACCCGUGUGGUACUUGUGCAGCGCCCCAACACUUAGUCAGCCUAGCUCAAACUUGCACUCCUGCAAAGUGAUAGACCCCAAUAAAACUGGGGUAGGAUGCAGGAGAAAAGAAAACGUGGGACGGUGUGAUGAGAAAGCCUGUAUUGCACUACAGGAGUGUUGGACACCAACAACUAGUUCGAUGACGAUGAUGAUGAUUCUGGGUGGAGUAUUGAGAAGGAAAAAUUGCCAUGAUGGAACGGUUCUAGCUAGUUUUCGGCUGUCAGAUGGAUGGUUGAAGACAAAUGGGUCCAAAUUCAAAGGUGGAAUCAGCUGGUUGUACGAUUUUGAAGCCAUUGUCCAUCCACAAUGGGUGCCGUGAUUUGCAUCUUCUGUUUUAAUGCACUAGAGUGCUUCAUCUGUGGGCCUUGUUUUUUACACUCUUGAUAAAUGGUAGCAAACGUGCUCUUGCUUCAGCUCAA